AUGGAGAUCAACCACUGCAUUUCCUCUUGGCUCUUCCCUCUCAUUUUAGCCCUAGCACCUUUGUUCCUUCUUCUCAAACUCAAGCAAAAAUGUGCCAACACCAAGCGCAAACUACCCCCGGGCCGAAUGGGCCUCCCUUGGCUCGGCGAAACCAUGGAUUUCUACAGGGCCCAGCAAGCCAACCGGCUAUUCGAUGACUUUGUCCAACCUCGCAUCGCGAGGCAUGGCAAGAUCUUCAAAACUAGAUUGAUGGGGUCGCCGACGGUGAUAGUAAGUGGAGCCGAAGCAAACCAGUUCUUCUUAUCCAAUGAGUUCAAGCUGGUGAUAAGCUCGUGGCCUUCUUCUUCAGUUCAGCUCAUGGGCAAGAACUCCAUCAUGGAAAAGCAUGGCGAGCAACACCGCCACGUCCAUGGACUGAUCGCCUCUAGCCUUGGCAGCUCCUCAGCGGAGUCUUUAGUGCCAAAGUUGAGCAAAUUAGUACAACGCCACCUAGAUGCACAUUGGAGUGGCCAGGAGAGAAUCAACCUAUACCACUUUACCAAAAAUUUGACCUUCCACAUUGUGUUCGAAUGUUUGUUAGGGAUAGAUGUGGAGACGGGAAUGCCGGAAAUAUUCGAGAGGAUUUUGGAGGGAGUCUUCACGCCACCAGUAACGGUCCCCGGGACUAGUUUUUCGAGGGCAAUGAGAGCGAGGAAGGAGAUAGAGAGCAUGUUGGUGAGGAUUGUGAGGAAGAAGAAGGAGGAGUUGGAGAGAGAGAAUUCGGGAGGAGGUGGAGGCAGGAACAAGGAGGGUGAGGCAGUGCUGCUGCCACGGUACUUGGCGGCGAUGCUGCGGGGCGAGAUGAGCGAGGAGGAGGUGAUCGAUAACAUAGUGUUGAUGGUGUUUGCAGCUCACGACACUACCUCUUUUGCCAUCGCCAUGACCUUUAGAAUGCUGGCUCACCACCCAGAUUGCUAUCAGUUGCUACUAAAAGAACAUAUGGAUAUCAAGAGCAGAAAAAGAGAAUGGGAGGAUAUCAAUGGUGAAGACAUUAAGAAGAUGAGUUAUACGUGGAAGGUUGCUCGUGAGGCCAUAAGAUUGUUCCCUCCCAUCUUCGGCUCUUUCCGGAAAGCCAUCGUCGAUAUCGAGUACGAAGGAUUCACCAUCCCAAAAGGAUGGAAGGUGCUGUGGACAACCUAUGGGACGCAUUACGACCCGGAACACUUUCAAGACCCGAUGAGCUUCAACCCGGACCGGUUCAAUGAAGCGAAACCGCCGUAUGUGUACGUGCCCUUUGGAGGAGGCCCGAGAGUCUGUGCUGGGUCCCAGUUAGCAAGAAUGAACAUCCUCGUGCUCGUGCACCACGUCGUGACCCACUACGACUGGUCCUUGAUCCAUCCCGACGAGCCGAUCACCAUGGACCCCCUCCCAUUCCCCGUCCAUGGGAUGCCCAUCCAGAUUUCUCCCAAGUGA
Messenger RNA from Syzygium oleosum, 1452 nucleotides. Its product is annotated as taxadiene 5-alpha hydroxylase. Gene Ontology annotation, molecular function: heme binding; monooxygenase activity; iron ion binding. Gene Ontology annotation, biological process: sterol metabolic process. Bases 1 to 1452 code for a protein of 483 amino acids. The record is from RefSeq and is a predicted model, not a curated record. The transcript has 3 exons. Lineage: Eukaryota; Viridiplantae; Streptophyta; Magnoliopsida; Myrtales; Myrtaceae.